Messenger RNA from Clupea harengus (Atlantic herring), 619 nucleotides. Its product is annotated as type-4 ice-structuring protein-like. The record is from RefSeq and is a predicted model, not a curated record. Gene Ontology annotation, biological process: lipoprotein metabolic process; lipid transport. Lineage: Eukaryota; Metazoa; Chordata; Actinopteri; Clupeiformes; Clupeidae. Gene Ontology annotation, molecular function: lipid binding. Gene Ontology annotation, cellular component: extracellular region.
CUGUGUCCCCGUUAUCAGCAAUAUACUCCAUUAUCAGCCAUCGUGGCCCUCCCCUCUGUCCCCUGGCACAUAAAUACUGAGAGCGCGGAGGCAGAGGUACCUUCAGGUCAAAACGAUUCUGCUGUUAAGGUGUCUUGAUCUACCUUGAUCUUCAGUCAUGAAAUUCGCUCUGGUUGCCGUCCUCGUCGUGCUGGCUCUGGCCCACGGAAAUGAGGCUGCUGAUGCCGAUAUUGAGAAGCUGACUCAGUUCUUUACGGAUCUGUCCAGCAAGCUGACAAGCAGCACCCAGGAGUUGGUUGAGGCCCUCAAGACCCACGAGAUCGCCGCUCAGGCCCAGACCUACCUUCAGGACAGCAAGACCCAGCUGGAGCCUCUGGCUGAGAAGAUCCAGGCCCAGAUUAAGCCCCUUGCAGCCAGCAUGGAGGAGCAGCUCAAGCCCCUGGCUGAGUCCGUGCAGGCCCAGUUCAAGCCCCUGGCUGACUCCCUCCAGGCCCAGAUGGAAGAUAUCCUCAAGAAGCUGGUGGAGCAGACCAAGGCCAUCGGCCAGUAAAGGGUCUAUCAGUCAUGUUUCAUGAGUCUGUCAUUCAGAACACCAUCUAUUAAAGGGCUCUUGAAGUAA